This is a messenger RNA of Daldinia caldariorum, 864 nucleotides long. RefSeq names its product 40S ribosomal protein S12. Gene Ontology annotation, biological process: translation. Gene Ontology annotation, cellular component: cytosolic small ribosomal subunit; ribosome. The transcript is spliced from 3 exons. Gene Ontology annotation, molecular function: structural constituent of ribosome. The coding region runs from base 228 to 671 and encodes 147 amino acids. NCBI's taxonomy places the organism in Eukaryota, Fungi, Ascomycota, Sordariomycetes, Xylariales, Hypoxylaceae. The record is from RefSeq and is a predicted model, not a curated record.
GGUCAACUAACCCUAAGCGAUACACAACUAACACAACUAACGACCCCCCGCAGUGCACCUUCCGUAACGCCCAAGCCUCAAUUGAAUAUACUCUAUUUCCAUUUGGGGACUUGGAAUUAUUCCAGAUUUUCGCACGACUCUACCCACCCACCAAACUCACCUUUUACAUCUCUACACAACAAAACCACUCUUCGAGGAUCGCACCGGUGUCAAACAAACAAAUCAAGAUGUCGGACGUAGAAGAGAACAACGCACCCGAAGCCCCCGAGGAGGUUGAAGUUUCCGCCGAUGCCUCCAAGGGCCAGAUGUCCGUUCUGGACGCCCUCAAGGGUGUCUUGAAGCUUGCCCUCAUGCACGACGGUCUCGCCCGGGGUCUUCGCGAAGCAUCCAAGGCUCUCGACCGACGAGAAGCUCACAUGUGUGUCCUGAACGAGUCCUGCGAGGAGGAGGCCUACAAGAAGCUGGUCAUCGCCCUCUGCUCCGAGCACAAGAUUCCCCUGAUCAAGGUUCCCGACGGAAAGCAACUGGGCGAGUGGGCUGGUCUCUGCGUCUUGGACCGAGAAGGCAACGCGCGCAAGGUAGUCAACUGCUCCUGCGUGGUUGUCAAGAACUGGGGUGAGGAGUCGACCGAACGAUCCAUCCUCCUCAACUACUUCCAGACCGAGCAGUAAAGGGAUUCAUAUCAACAGGCGUUGUGCGGGGAUAUAGACAGUGGAACGGGAUGAUUUUUUUCAAGCCAUCGUCAUGAACCCUUAGCAUGUACUUUACCGGCUUGUCCAUCUGGCAUAGAUGCUAGAUAGGUAAAAAGUAAAAAAAAGGGUGCCCAUACUGCAUCAGGAAUCAAGGAAAAACUUGCAUUACCAA